CAUUUAAAAUGAAACGAAAGCGUUGCGGUUCGGCUGUGUUCCAGAAAACAUGGCGUUACCCGUAGUUACCGUCGCUAGCAUGCUAGCAUGGGCACUCGCCCGGGGUUUGCUCACCGUUAUUAAUCAUAUUUACACGGCGGUGUUUGUUUAACAAUGUUUGGAGACGGUAGGUUCUGUUGGCGGGUUAGUUUAUGUGCUUUUCGUGUACAUUUCACGAGGACGUGGGUCGGUGUUUGCUAACAACACGAGCGUCGUUAGCUCGAGGAGGGCUAGGAGGCAACAACAAAGCAGGCGAAAAAGGAAAACCAUCACACCGAAAUCGUCAAAUUUCCUGGAGUCAAGAUGGCGAGAGAAAGGAAGUGCAUCCUCUGCGAGACGAUCCACGCCUCCAAGCAGGAGAUGAACGAACACAUGAGAAGCAUGCUGCACCAUCGCGAGCUGGAGAAACUCAAAGGCCGGGACUGCGGCCACCAGUGCCGGGUGUGCAAGGUCUCCCUGGUGAGCCUGACAGACUACGCCGGCCACAUCUCCAGCAGCGGGCACAAGCAGAACGUGGAGAAGGAGAUGAUGGCGCCCGCCGGCGUCGACCGCGACGAGGACUACUUUGACCAGACGCUGGUCGAGCUCAUUCACAAGAGGAAAGAGCAGAUACGCAAAGAAAAAGAGGCUGCUGCUGCUGCUAAGAAGGCCCAAGAGGCUGAAGAAGCAAAGAAAAGAGCGAUCCAGCAGAGGAUAAAGGAAGCCAAGGAACGCUACCAGGUAGACAAGGGCGCCCAGUCUUUGCCGUACGGCUUCGCUUGGAACCCCCAGCAAUACUCUUGGAAAAAUAUCCAGCACCAAGGCUUCCGAGCGGCUUCGCCCCAGUGGAACAGCAGCUGCAGCAACGGCUACAUGCGAGGAAAGAGCGCCACCUGGCACGCUCAGGCUCCCCCCAACCUCCAGAGGUGGGUGUCGGGCAACCUGCAGGGCAGCCGAUGCCACUCGCAGGAUGGCGUCCGGGGCCCCCAAGGAGCUUCGUUUUGCAACUCCGGUCGACUGCCCUGGCUCAGUAACCAGGGCAGCAGCUACGGCGUUUACGGCAGGAACAACGUUUCCCAGAGCGCAACAAAUAAUAGACCGGGGAGGUAUAACGGGACCUCUCAAAUUUACCCGCCACCGCCGCAGUUUUUUGCCAGGCCUGUGGGCAACCUUCAAAAGACGGCCAAGGAGAGUGGAGGACCCCAGAACGAAGGGAUGAUGACAACUAAUCAGGAGCCCUACGGCAAAGGGAGCUUCGGGAGCAACCCAAACCUGGACAAGCCCUGCCGCUGGUCUCCUUAUCCUGUCAGCAAGACGGUGGACUCGCUACCCAGUAAGGAUGCCGUGUCAAAUACAGAGGAACAGUGCACAAAAGGGCCUAAAAUCCAGCAAAAAUCAGAAGCGUUUAUUUCCACUGGGAAGGAAGUAAAGGAGAAGAGUAAAUGGAGCAACAAUGGGCCUCCUAACAGUCAAGCUGAAGUGAAUCCAAAGCCGCAAAGAAUCAGGACCCCUCCUAAUGGACCCCUGCCAUCGCGACAAGCACCAAAGCCUCCAGAAGCCUCCAAGAAGUCGUCGGUCCGGUCCGAAAGGAGGAGCUCUUUGGACAGCUCUCGGCUAUCAAUGCCCAGACACGCCGAGAGGGAGCCGGCCAAGGAUCUGGCGCAGGGUCCGAUUACGGACAACAAGGAAAACAGCUGCCAGCAGAACGCAGCUAAACCGAAAUCAAGCAACCCAGUGUGGAGUUCUCCGUCGUGCGUGUCCAACGAGAAGCUCGCCGCGUCCUCUUCUGAGAGCGUCCACUUCCUCCAGUCGCUGCAGGUCAGCACCUCAACCUCCGCCGCGAAGAAGACGCGGCCUGCGGCCUCAAAACACGAUGACCCGGCGAAUUCGAAGGAUGCUCUGACCUCGCAGCCUCUCACUGAGUCCGCGACAGCGGCGGAAGAUGAUCACAGUUCCGAAGGCGGGCCCUCCAGGUGGGACAAAACCUGUACCAAAGCGUCCACCCUGUCCAAGCUCGACCUGCCUCCUGUCCUGAAGCGCGACUUGACGAAGCGCAUCAGCACCAAGACAAAAACGGGCGGCCACGAACCCAACCUCCACAGCGCCAGACGGGUCCGUAACCUGAGCGGAUCGCGGCGGCCCGACAGCGAAAAGGACUCCGGGCUCAAGCCGACUGUCCAACAGCUCAUCAGCUCCUCCGGGUCCCGGCGGAAGGUCAACUGGGAUCAGGUGUACCAGGAGGUGCGCAAGAAGCAGGACAAGGGGAAAGGAUUGCCCAGAUUCGGCAUCGAAAUGGUAUCAAACGAGGACCACAGCCAGGAGGAGGACGACAUGGCAAUGCUGGAAAACCUCCCUUGGGAGUCCCUGAUGGAGACCGCCGCUCCCGCCGCAUCCCGCAAGCGUUCCCUCUCCGAAAGCAGUGUGGCUCCGGCGUCGGCGUUCUCGCUCCUCCCGUCCAAAGAGAGCCCCGCCGGGCCUGACGUGGAGACGUUUUUGGACCUCGCUGUCGAGGAAGCUCAAAAGCGAGCAGAUAAGGUGAUGUCGGAGAAGGCCGAGGCUCUCCAGAGAACGGACUGCAUGCAAGGGGAAAGCGGCUCCGGAGUCGAGCAGAUGGAAGGGCAGGGAACAGCGAAGAGGCGAAGAACUCCGGGGGAUGUUCUGAGUCCGGAGGUUUCAGGUGUGGAGCAAGAUACCAAAAGACGAAAGACCAAAUCCAAAACAGCGGAUCGGUUACAGAUCGACCAGCUUCUGGCCGUGUCGCUGCGGGAAGAAGAGCUGAGUCGCUCACUACAGACGGUGGAAACCAAGCUGGUCCAAGUGCGGGCGGCACUGGAGGCCGCCUACAUGGAGGUGCAGAGAGUCAUGGCGGCCAAACAACAGAUUACCACCGAGAUGAGCACACUACGAGAAAAACGCAUUGAGUUAUUAAAAGGGAUGCAAGCCGUCAGCACGGAAGUGGCUGGCGAUCCUCAGGUCCGACUGAAACACGAGAAGACAGAUCCCGCGGAACCAGAACCAGGCUCCGCGGCUCCAUUGUGCGCUCCUUCGACCGCUUCGGCUCCUGCUCGGAGUGCCCCACCGCCGCUGUCGUCGUUCUCAAGUGCCGUAACCAUCAAGGAGGAGCCCCAAUCCCCCGUUCUCGUCAGCUGCGAGUCAGAACAUUUGGAGAACGAAAAGUGCCACGAGCCACGAGGCUCUGCAGAAAUAAAGCCCGAGCCGUUGCAUGAAGUUGAAGGAGAUGCCUGGAGUCUGUCAGGAUCGUUGGAGUCCACCGUAAAAAACGUUCAGGCCGCCUUUCUCCCCGACUCUAAAGCAGACGUAAACCUGCCGUCGGCCAGCAGCAGGAGGAGCUCUGAGACGGGCAGCCUGGCCGAGCGCCGCUCGCCCUCUCCCGCAUUCGAGACCCCGCGAGUGCCGAACACCUCGCCCGGCUCGCCCUCGGAGUUGCACGGCUGCAAGCGAGUGAGGAGGCUGAAGAAGAGGAAGGUGCUGGAAAAGGCUCACUGCGGCGCACGUCCGGAGAGCAGCGACACCGAGAUCGACAACGAGGCCUCCAGGCCCAGGUGGCUCCGAUCGCAGAGGAGGGCCAGCAGCAGCAGCGGCAGCACUUAUGUCAGCACGUCUACGCUAACGCGAGUGGGCGACGUGAAAAUGGAGGAAGAAGUCAAGCACGUAAAACAGGAAGCGGAAGAAAAGAUCGAAGUGGCCGCAGAGUUCCAGGAGCCCCUCGGGUCCACCUUGUUUUCCGCUGAAGCGCAGCAACUGAGCCUGGCCUGCAACGACGUCACCUCCACCAGCGACAUGGACGUCUGUAAAUCUUCUGACAGUGAAAUGUCAUUUCCAAAGAUCUCUUGGAGUCCUUCCUGCGCGGCGUCUGGCAUCUUCGAGGGCCACCAGGAGGCGGUGAACGACAUGCAGGUCCACGACGGUCUGCUGUACACGUGCUCGGGGGACCGCACCGUCAAAGCCUUCGACCUGCUGACGCACAACCGCGUCGCCGUCUUUUCCGGCCACACGUCCAAAGUGAGCUGCCUGCUGGUAUCGGCCGGCCGGUACGUGCAGGACCGCCUGUACUCGGGCUCCAGCGACCAGACCAUCCGCUGCUACAGUCUUAAGACGCGGGAAUUAGUGCAGCAGUUCCAUCUGGCAGAUCGGGUGCUGUGCUUUCACAGUCGAUGGAAGUUCCUGUACGCCGGUCUGGCCAACGGCACUGUCGUUUCUUUCGAUCUCAGGACUAACAGGCAACUGGACGUGUUCGAAUGCCACACCCCUCGAGCCGUCAGCUGCCUGGCCUCGUCGCAGGAGAGCUCCCGCCGCAUCCUGCUGGUGGGUUCGUACGACAGCACCAUCAGCGUGCGCGACGCCAAGACGGGACUACUGCUGCGAACGCUGCAGGGACACGCCAAGACCGUCCUCUGCAUGAAGGUAGUGAAAGACUUGGUGUUCAGCGGCUCCAGUGACCAGUCCGUCUAUGCACACAACAUCCACAGCGGCGAGCUGGUCGGUGCCUACAAGGGCCACAGUCACGCCGUCACCGUGGUAAAAGUCGUGGGGAAGGUGAUGGUGACCGCCUGCCUGGACAAGCAGGUCCGGGUCUACGACCUGCAGUCUCGAGAACAGCUCCAGGUGUACACCGGACAUUCGGACAUGGUGACCAGCAUGGUGGUGUACCAGAGCAAGAUCUACACUGGUUGCUACGACGGCAGCGUGCAGGCCGUCGAGCUCAACCUGACUCAGAACUACCGCUGCAGGUGGCACGGCUGCUCCCUGGUUUUUGGCGUCCUGGCGCACCUGCAGCGGCACGCGGUCGCCGACCACGCCGCCAACCAGCAGACGUUUCGAUGCCGCUGGAAGGACUGCGAGGAGGUUUUCUGCGCGCGCAAGGGCUCCAAGCAGGCGAUGUUCGCACACGUGCAGAAGCACGCCGACGAUGCCCAACCGGAGCUUUGAGUCCCCCCCCUGCCCCCACCUCCCGUCUCCCAUAUUGGGCGGAAGUUUGGGACCUUAGCGUUCCAUGUUGGAAUCCAACGCUUAAGUGUCUCCGUGUCCAUUUUUUUUCUACGUCCCCCCAGAAGAGUGCGGGGGCCGCUGCGACAACCUCGCCGCUCUGUCUUUUUGCACUGACCAAAAAUACGAAGACCUUUUUUUUUUUUUUUGUCGAGGAAACGUCAGCCGCCGCCGAGAGAGGGAACGCCGUGCUUCUGAAUCCUGCUUCCACGCUGUAUGGCAUGGGAAUGUUUUUAUUGCAGUGACGUGUCUUUGCGAGCAACUCCACCAUCAUUUUUAUUUUAUUUAUUUUUUUAAUAGAUAUGAGUUAAAAAUAGGCAGCACGGUGGAUCAGCUGGAAAGCGUUGGCCUCACUGUUCUGAGGUCCCGGGUUCAAUCCCAGACCCGCUUGUGCGGAGCUUGCAUGUUCUCCCCGUGCCUGCGUGGGUUUGCGCCGGGCACUCCGGUUUCCUCCCACAUCCCAAAAACAUGCAACAUGAAUUGGAGACUCUAAAUUGCCCCUAGGUGUGAUUGUGAGUGCGAUUGGCUGUUUGUCUCGACGUGCCCUGCAAUUGGCCGGCAACCAGUUCAGGGUGUACCCCGCCUCCUGCCCUUUGACAGCUGGGAUAGGCUCCAGCAUGGCCUGCGACCCUUAUGAGGAUAAGCGGCUGAGAAAAUGGAUGGAUGGGUUAAAAGUUAUUACUUUGAAGUGGAGGACUGGACAGGUUGCGUCUCAAUAGCAUAGUUUUUUUAUUUUACUUUUGGUAUCGUUGCAUAAUUUUUUUUGUUUAAGAUACUUUGUAAACACUUAAUAAACGUAUGAUAACCUAUCAAAGCUUCCAUAGAGUGACAGCCAUCUUGGCAAAUAGUGAGCACACAGCAAUGUUGCUGAACUCUGAGCAAAGGACACCGGCUUUGUUUAUAAAUUGGUCGUUACCUACUUUGUUGAUAACCUCCAAUGAAUCAUUGAUUAAGAGUGACAUUCAUCUCGCCCAAUAGCGAGCCCACAUUUUCCUAUCCUAGUUAAUUUUGAAUCAUCAGCACAACAUGUUAAGGAUUUAUGAAGAGUUAAAGAAGUAUAGGUCCAUCACAAUAAAUUCGUGGGAAACUUCAUUUUAUUAGAUAGUUCGAUUCAAAAAGUGACUCUGAGAUGUACAACACAGACUUAGAGUGAAAUGUUUUGAUUUUUUUUUUGUUUGUUUUGUUUUUUUUUUUGUUUUUGUUUUUUGUUGUUAUUUAAGGACAUUUGAGGGAUUUUGGUGCAGUGUCUCGUGGCUGUCUAUCACGUUUGUUUUUUGCGGUGAAAAAGAAAGGUGUUGGCGUGUAAUGUACGCGUGAACGUCUCGAGAUGUCAACACGGGCCGAAAAAAUUUAUUUUUGAAGAUGACAUCUUUGAGCUAACUUUAUAAUAUGAUUCUCGCCGUUUUGUUUAUCGACGUCCGAGGGCGGGAUACGUUGCGGCCAUGCAUUUUUUUUCUUACUUUCCAAUUUAUUUAUAGAGGAGCGUUGCGGCAAGAAGAGGAGGUGACUAGGUUUGUGUAGAGGAGGUGUUUGAUGGAGCAGCAGGAAGAAAUUAGGGAUUAAUCUCCCAUGCCAUAACCCCAAGCCCCACAUCCAAUUAAAAAAAAAAAAAAAAAGUCACGAUUAAUUGUAACCUCUCGGUCGCUCUCGUCGGGAUACGUUCUCUGUGAUGUUUUCAGCUGAAGUCAGAAGGAAGCAAAACACGGCGUUCACCUCCGGUCUAGCAUUACUGACUUCAAUCAUGUUACCUAUUUUGUUUUUUUUUAACUUUUCAAAGACAUUAAAUAAAAAUAAAUUUGCAACCGUA
Molecule: messenger RNA, 6832 nt
Organism: Syngnathoides biaculeatus (alligator pipefish)
Lineage: Eukaryota; Metazoa; Chordata; Actinopteri; Syngnathiformes; Syngnathidae
Gene: znf106a
Product: zinc finger protein 106a
Exons: 21
Coding region: 343-4968 (1541 amino acids)
Cellular component (GO): cytosol; membrane
Molecular function (GO): RNA binding; SH3 domain binding
Source: RefSeq, a predicted model, not a curated record